AUUCUUUCGGCGGCUGACAGCUCGCGCCGCCUGACAUGCUCGGGCCUGGCCAGCGGCACUCGGGCCCCAGCAUGUGGCGGGAGAGCACGCAACUGUCAUCCGCCAUCUUGGAAGUUUGACGUGUGCGUUCCGUGUGACGAUGUGUGUUUAGUGUUUGUGUGUUGUUUAUUUAAACUUAUCACAAGAUACUUAACUAGUUUCUUCUACAACUAAAAAUGAUACUAAAGAUUUAGUGGAAAAAAUCUCCCGAGGUCUCUCUAGCGGAGAUAUAGAGUGAAUAGAGAAGGAAAUACAGACAGCAGAAAUGGACACGAAGAAUGAUCAUGGUGACGACAUUGAACUUCAGGGGGUCAGCAGUAAACAGAGCGAUGCAGCUACAAAAUCUGACUUACCUGAGAGAGGGUCCUGGGCGAGUAAGCUCGACUUCAUCUUAUCGGUAGUGGGCUUGGCCAUCGGUCUUGGCAAUGUCUGGAGAUUCCCCUACCUCUGUUACAAGAAUGGCGGCGGCGCUUUCCUCAUACCAUACUUCCUCACUCUCUUCCUCGCUGGAAUACCCAUGUUCUUCAUGGAACUGGCCAUGGGGCAGAUGCUUACCAUUGGUGGAUUGGGUGUUUUCAAAAUUGCACCAAUUUUCAAAGGGAUUGGUUAUGCCGCUGCCGUUAUGUCAUGUUGGAUGAAUGUUUACUAUAUCGUCAUUCUGGCUUGGGCAAUAUUCUACUUCUUCAUGUCGAUGAGAUCAGACGUCCCCUGGAGGACCUGCGACAACUACUGGAACACGGAGACGUGCGUCAACCCCUACGACCGCAGGAACCUUACGUGCUGGUCCUCCAUGGACAUGACCACCUUCUGCACACUCAACGGCAAGAACAUCAGCAAGGCAGUCCUUUCGGACCCUGUCAAGGAGUUCUGGGAGCGUCGAGCUCUGCAAAUCUCCAGCGGUAUCGAGCACAUCGGCAACAUCCGCUGGGAGCUGGCGGGCACGCUGCUGCUGGUGUGGAUCCUGUGCUACUUCUGCAUCUGGAAGGGCGUGAGGUGGACCGGCAAAGUGGUGUACUUCACCGCCCUCUUCCCCUACUUCCUCCUGACUGUCCUGUUGAUUAGAGGCAUAACAUUACCCGGAGCGAUGGAAGGCAUCAAGUUCUACGUGAUGCCGAACAUGUCAAAGCUGCUGGAGUCGGAGGUGUGGAUCGACGCCGUCACGCAGAUCUUCUUCUCGUACGGCCUGGGCCUUGGAACUCUGGUGGCCUUGGGAAGUUAUAAUAAGUUCACCAACAAUGUUUACAAGGAUGCGUUGAUCGUGUGUUCCGUGAACUCGAGUACUUCGAUGUUCGCUGGCUUCGUCAUCUUCUCUGUGGUCGGUUUCAUGGCACAUGAACAGCAAAGACCUGUAGCGGAAGUCGCCGCGUCUGGGCCUGGUCUAGCUUUCCUGGCGUAUCCAUCUGCGGUACUCCAGCUGCCCGGGGCUCCACUAUGGUCUUGUCUAUUCUUCUUCAUGCUCCUACUCAUCGGUCUGGACAGCCAGUUCUGCACCAUGGAGGGCUUCAUCACGGCCGUCAUCGAUGAGUGGCCCAAACUUCUCAGGCGUAGGAAGGAGAUAUUCAUUGCUAUCACCUGUGUUAUAUCUUACUUGGUCGGCUUGUCUUGUAUAUCUGAGGGCGGUAUGUACGUGUUCCAAAUAUUGGACUCGUACGCGGUGUCUGGUUUCUGUCUGCUAUUUUUGAUCUUCUUCGAGUGCGUGUCCAUAUCUUGGGCGUUCGGAGUCAACAGAUUCUACGACGGCAUCAAGGAGAUGAUCGGAUAUUACCCCACGAUCUGGUGGAAGUUCUGCUGGGUCGGAUUCACUCCUGCUAUUUGCAUUAGCGUAUUCCUUUUCAACCUGGUGCAAUGGAAGCCGAUCAAAUACAUGAACUACGAGUACCCGUGGUGGUCGCACGCUUUCGGCUGGUUCACCGCCCUGUCCUCCAUGUUGUGCAUCCCCGGGUAUAUGCUGUAUCUGUGGCGGGUCACACCGGGAACGCGUAUGGAGAAAUUCCACACCAUAGUUCGAAUUCCCGAGGACGUCCCGGCCUUGCGUACCAAGAUGCAGGCCGAGGAGCAAGCGAAACAUGCAAAAUAAGCGAAAAUUGCAGAAGAAUCGACGAUUCUAUACCGUUUAGAAAGUGUACUUUAAAUAUAUUUUAUUCUAAAUGGAUGUAACGCACAAUGUACGUGCCAAAAUAAUGUAGUGCUUAUUACUCGUAUAAUUUAGUCUGCUUACUCGAAACGCUUAUUUUAGUACAGUGCUGGACAGUGUUGUUGAUUUAGUUCUACUUAGUUUAAUUUGAUGACUUUUGACGUUUGGGGUUUCGGCGCGUUCGUGUAUAUUUGUACUUUACACUAUAUUUAGUUAGUUUUAGUGGACUAGUGCAUGCUAAGGAUAUGUUACCUAUUUAUUGUUGUCUUCCAUUUUGCCAACCGUGUACUCGAUUAUCUUUUUAAACGACUUCCUCUAUAUUCGAAUCUUUAUCAUACGUGUUUCUAUCCGAAUGUUAUAUUUUUCCUAUGUGGUUAUAUGAUAUAUCUUUAUUAUUGUCGUUGUUAAGAAAUUUUAUCAUAUUUAAUGUACUGUAGUCGAUAUGUUGUCCUUUGAGGACAAUAAUUUAGUAAAAUUUAGAUCGAUGUUUAGAGUAGAUUUUGAAAUUAUAACCAAAACGCAACGGGACGCGUUUUUCCAACUCGUGUUUUGACUUUAGAUGUUUGACGAAAUAUAUUUAAUCUAUAUUGUAGAGAUAAGGAAAUGUUAAGAAAUUAUUAUAUAAUACAUCUCUAAUAUAUUAAUUUAAUUAUUAUUACGUUCCUAGUUAUUAAACUUUGUUUAACAUUGGUUAUCUAGCUUUAAUAGUGAUUACAGUUAAUUUUGUUUAAGUUCAUCUACUUACCAGACUUAUUUUGAAGCAAUAUUUUAUAGCAGUAAUGAAACUUUACAAAACCUUCUGUGUUCUAAAGAGACCAAAUUUGGGAUAAUUUUACAUAAUAAUAUGCAAUUAAUAUACUGUAGUUAAACAAAUCUUAAAAAUUUUGGCCUACAUAAAGUAAUAUUUUUGUCAAUUUACAUCUUUACUCUAUACAGUUUUAAUUUUGUAUGAUAAAUAUAACUUAGAUGAAUUAUAUUAUAAACGUUGUAUGAAGUCUGAGAAAUGUGUGGAUUUCCAAAAUUCUAUCUUUGUCUACUACACUUUUAUCUGUCAAUUAUUAUUACAUUCCUUAAGUUAGCUUUAGAGUUUAGACGCUUGUAAUGAGACGUGUUACACAUAACGAAAAAUUAAAUACAUACGCCAGAUUGCUACACACUUGGUUUGAAUAGUAUUUACACCGUAGAUUGAUAGAUAUUGAAACAAGAUUUACCUCUCCAAAUACUUUGACAAGUAAAAUUAUCACAUUUGUAUUUUUGACUAGCGCUUGAAUAAUUAUUAAUUAUUGAUUUAUAUAAAAGUCUUUCUGCUCUCAGUUCGCGUUACAAGCUGUAACAUUACCCGUUACGCGCGUCUAAAACAAGCUUUACCGCUCAUGUUUAAAUGUAUCAAAAUGUAUUUAUAUUUACGGAAUUGUUUUAUGAUUAUGCCAAAUAUUAUGCUCUAAGCAUUUAUUAUGUGUUAUGAUACUGAAUAUUAUUCUCAAUUAUUAUAUGAAUGUUAGAAAUAUUGUAUUGUGUGCAUACUCAAAUUAGUUCCAAAGUAUGAAUUGUGUACGUUAAGAGGAAAUUGUGCUUCCAUAUUAUAAUUUAAAUGUAGAUUAUUCAUAUUUAUUGAAUUAAAUAUAUAAGUUAUAAAUAAU
Aricia agestis (brown argus) is the source of this 3813-nucleotide messenger RNA. It is a transcript of the gene Gat, whose product is annotated as sodium- and chloride-dependent GABA transporter 1. The transcript has 12 exons. The record is from RefSeq and is a predicted model, not a curated record. Lineage: Eukaryota; Metazoa; Arthropoda; Insecta; Lepidoptera; Lycaenidae. Gene Ontology annotation, cellular component: membrane. The coding region runs from base 305 to 2116 and encodes 603 amino acids. Gene Ontology annotation, biological process: sodium ion transmembrane transport.